AUGGACUCAUCAGCCCAGGACCAGGCUCAACAGCAGCGUACCGCUGAAGCUCAGCAGCCUCAAGUUCAGCUCCACGAUGCCACUCCCGCUCCUGCUGCAGCUGUUGGUGCCAGUGUGAUCCCUUUCAUGGAUACCGCCGCCAACGGCAACGGCUUUCCUCAGUUCCCCGAGCACCUCGUCAACCAGGUCAACCCUGAGGCCAUGGCUGGCAUCCUGCCUCUGAUGCAGAAUCAGCCCAUGGCCGUCGCUGCUGGUUUACCUAUAGCUGACCCAACAGCCUUCAUGAUGCAGCAAGGCACGAUGAUGGGCAACGGCCAUGCCGCACCCGUGGCUCAACCAAGCGGAAUCAGUGCGGAUGAAAUUGCACUCUAUGAUCGUCAGAUCCGCCUCUGGGGCAUGGCGGCCCAGGCCAAGAUUCAGAGCGCCAACAUCCUCCUCAUCACCAUCAAGGCCCUUGCAAAUGAGAUCGCAAAGAACCUCGUCCUCGCCGGUGUCGGCUCUCUCACCCUUCUCGACGGCUCUCCCGUCACCGAGGCCGACCUAGGCGCCCAGUUCUUCCUCCCCGAACAGCAGGGCCUUGUCGGUCAGAACCGCGCCCAGGCUGCCAGCGCCUCCAUCCAGAAGCUCAACCCCCGUGUGCGCGUCCACGUCGACGCCGACGGCGUCAAGUCAAAGGGCCCUAGUUACUUUGCCGGCUUUGACAUCGUCAUCGCCACCGACCUCGACCCGGACGCCUUCAACCUCAUCAACACGGCCACCCGCCUCCACGGCAAGGCCUUCUACGCCGCCGGCUCCCACGGCCUCUACGGCUUCAUUUUCAGCGACUUGGUUGAACAUGACUACGUCAUCCAGCGCGAUGUUGGCAACGUGCCCACCGUCCCCGGCCAAGAGACGCGCACACGCUCAAUCGUCGACGUCAAGACGCGCAAGGAGGGCCCCAAGACGGUUGAGUCCGUCACCAAGCGCGAGCUCUAUUCGACUUGGUACCUCGCCAGCGACGUUGCCGUCCUUCCGGAUGACUACACCAAGUCGCGUCGCCGCCUCAAGAGCGUCACCCCGGCGCUCUCGUGCCUGCGUGCCCUCUGGGAGUUUACCCAGCUUCAGGGCGGCCGCGCACCCAGCACCCGCGACGACCUUAAGAUGUUCACGCAGAUGGCCACCCAGAAGCACAAGGCCCUCAACCUCCCCAGCGAGACCCUCAGGCCUGAGUUCCUCCGCAGCUUCCUCCAGAACCUCGGCAGCGAGAUCGCCCCUGUCACCGCCAUCCUCGGCGGCCAGCUCGCCCAGGAUGUCAUCAAUGUCCUCGGCCAGACCCAACAGCCCAUCCAGAACAUGGUUGUGUUCGAUGGCAACUCCAUGGAGGCCCUUAUGUACCCGCUCCACCCAGAGGGCUCUCUCGGCGCCAGCAUGUUCUCCCUCAGCGGCCCUGCCGACCCUGCCAUGUUGCCCAAUGGCGGCGCCCCCAUGAUGAUGCCCCCUUCCAUGGAUGCCCUCCUUGGCAUGGGCGUUGAUCCGACCGCUAUGGGCGCGAUCCCUCACCACCCCAUCAUGAUCCCCGGCGGCCUACCCAUCCCUGACGGCUCCAUUGCCUCCAUUCCCCCCAUCGCCGACCCGUCACAACUGAACCCAGCAGAACCCGUGGCCAGGGCAGCUGAACAGGCCGCACCAGCCGCGGCUGAGAAGCCCGCAGCGGAUGGAGAAGCGUCCACCGGGAACUAG
Molecule: messenger RNA, 1719 nt
Organism: Ilyonectria robusta
Lineage: Eukaryota; Fungi; Ascomycota; Sordariomycetes; Hypocreales; Nectriaceae
Exons: 2
Coding region: 1-1719 (572 amino acids)
Biological process (GO): protein sumoylation
Cellular component (GO): SUMO activating enzyme complex; cytoplasm
Molecular function (GO): SUMO activating enzyme activity
Source: RefSeq, a predicted model, not a curated record